GCUGUUGUAUGUUUACUUUCUUCUCUGCUGGGUUCUCAUCAUGGCUCCCAGAAGCAUCAUGAUUAUCCCCAUCACCCUCUUCUUCAUAGUGGGAAUACUGAGCCCAGGCCAGGCUGUUGGUUUUCGCAUCAGAAACUGCUGUACAAGAUACAGCAAUAAAGUAGUCGUCUUGGAGCAUAUCAAAGGCUACCAGGAGCAAAUCACUCUGGAAUUUUGCCGCAUCAACGCCAUCAUUUUCUACACCACCAGUAACCAAAGAGUCUGUGCGAAUCCGGAGGAUGAGUGGGUGAAGCAAACUCUCAGAUCACUGAGGCAGAAGAAGAUUAAAUUGUAGGAAUAUUUUGAUUAAAAUUUUUUUAAGUCCAAGAACACCGGAGGUCAAAAAACUGUAAAGAGAAAACCUGAAAACCUUCCCAUCCGUGAUGGAAGUGGAUCUUUUAACAGUAAAUCAGAAUCCUUCCGAAAUGAUGAAGUACUGAUUUACAAAGAAAGAAAAUGUUUUUGAAGUGAUAAUUUGUAACAAGAGAGUUUGGAGAUUUUAAUCUUCUGUAAUCAAAUAUUUACAAGAAUGUAACUUGUUAUUAACUGCUAUUACCUUUAAUUUCGUCACAUUCAAUAAAUUAGAAUAUUAUGAAAAAGUUCAUUUUUUUAGCAACUCAAUUCACUAAGCAAAACACAUGUAGAUUAAUACCACACAGACUUAUAUAGAAGCAGACUUCUAGGGUGUCAUCUUGUAUUCUCUUUAUCCUUCUUUCUUUCCUUUACUCUUUUCUCCUCUCCCUUUUAACUUCUUGCCCCACCUCUCUCCCUUUCUGUUCUUUUUUAUCCUUUCAUUUCCGUCUCCGUGUCCAUUGCAUUCAAAAUAAUCCUAAAGCAAUUUCUAAUAACGUUUUAAUAAAUAUAUAUAUAACAAGCGGAGCAUUAUAGUGAAACCUCCACUUGUGAACGUAAAUCUGUUGGGCUUCUUCUUGGCACUUUGACAACAACUCUGAGUGCCGCUCUGCCGGUCAGAACACAUUUCUUAAACAAAGCAAACCUGCGUAAAGGUUGUUAUUUUCAAAAGAUACUUUUAAUUUCACAAAUCAGCCUCAUCAGAACACAUCUUUUAAUUUAAACUGUACUUGCUUUUAAUCCUAAUGGCUUAGUCAUGUUGAUUUAUUGACAGAUUUAAGAGGUAAUGUGAGAGAGUGAAAACUAAAAAUAGCUUUAAAAUAGUAACAUUUUUCACAACUUAGAAAAUAUUAUUAAAUGUCUACCAAUACAUCAUUAUGUACUUAAACAUGCUAAUCAUUUUACACAAAUAAAAAAACGCAUAAAAGGUU
Molecule: messenger RNA, 1322 nt
Organism: Girardinichthys multiradiatus
Lineage: Eukaryota; Metazoa; Chordata; Actinopteri; Cyprinodontiformes; Goodeidae
Product: C-C motif chemokine 20-like
Exons: 3
Coding region: 41-334 (97 amino acids)
Biological process (GO): positive regulation of GTPase activity; G protein-coupled receptor signaling pathway; monocyte chemotaxis
Cellular component (GO): extracellular region
Molecular function (GO): CCR chemokine receptor binding; chemokine activity
Source: RefSeq, a predicted model, not a curated record